Molecule: messenger RNA, 1755 nt
Organism: Cutaneotrichosporon cavernicola
Lineage: Eukaryota; Fungi; Basidiomycota; Tremellomycetes; Trichosporonales; Trichosporonaceae
Exons: 2
Coding region: 1-1755 (584 amino acids)
Source: RefSeq, a predicted model, not a curated record
AUGUUCUCAAACGGCCCCCGAGGCGGAGGCGUUCACGUCCGCUCCGAGGGAGUCAAGAUCGAGUCCCGUGUGAUGGGUGCGAGCCAGGACCAGACCAACAACAACAAAUGGGCGCAGUCGCCAGGUGCCAUUGCAGGCUUUACAAUCGUCUUCUCCCUCGUGGCUGCCGCAUGCAUCUACCUGCUCUGGCGCGGACCCAAUCGCCAAGCUUUCCCAUGCAUAAAGCGCAACAAAGAUCGGAAGGAUGCCGAACAAGACUCGUAUGGCGUGCGUGGGCCGGCCAACUGGCGCGACACUAUUGUGCGCAAGGAAGCUUUCUUCCCUGUUCCAAAGGGCAUCGGUAUUCCGUCUGCCGUCGACAGGACCGAGAAAGACCUCGCCCGUCAAUCCCAGCGCACUGCCUCGCUCUACUCGUACGACAGCAAGUACACGACGGCAACGACGGCCAACGGCGCACCUCGCUCGAACCGAACCUCACGCACCUCGUUCAACGACCACCGCACCUCGCGCGUGGGCAGCCGCCGUCCGCCGAGCCUUGGUGCCGCUAGUGCCUUUAGCAUUCCCGAAGUCCCCGAGGCUGCGCAUCUGGCAGCAACGCACGAAUAUCCAUUGUCCUUCCCACCCGGAUCGGCCCAAUACCCUUCACCUCUGCCACGCUCGCCUAGCAACGGCGCGACACAGUCCGACUACUUUGGCCCGGCAUCCCCCGGCUUGCUCUCCGUCAACUCGGCCUACGGGCGUUCGCCGGUCACGUCGCCCCCGGAUGUGGCCGCUGCAGCUAACCGCCGCUCGCUCGUGCGCAAGAGUGUUGGCUCAGCCGUCGGCAUACCCUCCCCGCUAGCCCAGUCGACUGUCUCGGACGGAACCGACAAACCUCAAAGACCCGAACUGCGCAAGUCGCGCACAGUGAGCUUUGUUGACAGGUCCGACUCGCGGCCGCAGAGCUCGUCGACGCCAUCGCCUCCCCGCACGCAGAGCAGGACAACCACGCGCUCGGCGCCAGACCACCUCCCGCCCGGUGCUGCAGAGCCGCAUGAGCCCAUGCCCCCCAUGCCUCACUACCUGCGUGCCGGCGGCGCGGACGAGGCCGUCCCUGUCCCUGUCCCGCGCGUGUCGUGGAACGGCGCAAACUACGCCACCGAGGCCGGCCCGUCCAAACCUUCAGGCGCGGCGUACCAGCUUCCCGACGGCGCGUAUCCUCCCACGCACCCUGUCGCUCUGGCGCACGCCAAGCUCUCCUUGGCUUCGGCCAGCCCCCCCUUCCCUUCCCCAUCCACAUUCCCCGUUGCGCAGUUGUACGCGACUCCCCCGCAAUCGCCAAAGCGCACUCCCGCGGCCCCCGGCUACAUGUCGCGCUUCUCGCGCUCGCCGAGCGCCAGCACCAACGCGAGCCCGCUCGCCGCUCAGGAGGGCUACGCGCCCGCCGUGUUAAGCUCACCACCGCUGCGCGGCUAUGAGUUCAGUGAGGAGUAUCUCAGCUCGUCUGGAACGCGCUCUGAGCCGUCGUCCCCGCCAUCCUCGACCCCGCCGACGUCCGUGAGCAAUUACUCGACGCCCGCCAGCUCGAUCGCCGGCCACGGCGGGGCGCGCGUCGUCAGUGGCAAAAAACCUGGGCAUAGAACUGGCGGCUCGACCAGCAGCUCACCCAGCUCGUCCACAUCCAGCCGCAAGCGGGGACUGUGGUACGACACGGCGGACGCCAACUCCCCUCCCAGUAUCUAUCCCCCGACUGUGGCCCCUCCGGCCCAUGUCUGA